CCUAGGUUCCAAGGUUCCUUUAAGGUUUUAUCCCUUAUCCAAUAUCUGUAGCUCACUUCCAAGGUUCAAUGUUACCUCUAUUCUUUUUCACCACCACCUGGCAAUGAACAACAUUCCUUCACCUAGCGUUAGUCUGCAGAACCGGGGAAGCGUUUCCCCAGAUCAACGCCAAGUUGAGAAUAUCCAGACGAAGGCUAACCCGCCUAGUCUAGACCCCAUACCCCAGAAUACACAUGCGCGGAGGAGUGCACUACCCCAGGUAGACAUAUGCCGAAAGCCUAUACCCGGAUUCCUGGUAGUGGAUAGAUAAUUGCACGACUCCCGAUUGGAAGAGGUUGCUGAAAUAAGCUAGUCCCCGAGCUGGUGAAAGGAGAUGGAGUAUCUAGGCACCGACUAGACUGUCUGGGAGAAUGCGAUUGUUUCUAGUUCAGCCUUAGGUCAUAUUGAUAUUACCGAAGACCCGGGGUAGUGAGAUGCGGAAACGAAAACGAGCCAUCGAUUAGGGCGGUUCAAAUAGGCGUCAGGUUUCUGGUAGAAUCUUGAGAGCCUACUAGGUAGGUAUCUAUUCAUUUACCAAAUCUCAUUUUCACCUAUGGUCUAUGACAUAUGACAUAUGACGAGCGACGAUGGCUGGGUCUUGGUUCUCCUUGGGUGUGAACUUUUCGGCACUUAUCAGGAGUGUCGAUUCAGCACCGCCGUUCCUUGUAGAACGAACAUGGAACGGUAGCCAGUAUGGAUGCAAAUGUUACCCGGGUGACGAAUGCUGGCCGAGCAAAGACAACUGGGCUGCAUUGAACUCAACAGUGGACGGCAACUUACUCAUGAAUAUUCCACCCGGUGCAUCUUGCCAUAAUACAUUUGAAGGUCCCCUUGGUCAAAUCUCAACUUACAAUGCUUCUGCUUGUGAAAAUGCGUUGGCUAUGUGGUCUAACGAGCAAUGGACUGUCGAGAAACCCGCUGCAGCAUUAUGGACAUAUUUCACAAACAACACUUGCCAGCCAACAAGGAAUCCUACCGAAUCUUGCACACUGGGUUAUUAUGGUAUCUAUGUGAUUCAGGCCCAGUCUGGGGAUCAUAUCAAGGCGGCUGUGGAUUUCGCGAGGGAAAAUAGUUUGCGCCUCAUCAUUCGAAAUACCGGCCAUGACUUUAUUGGACGCAGCACGGGAUGGGGCUCGUUGGUGGUCAACACACACAAUUUGCAAGAUGUCAAGUUCACUAGAAGAUACCGAGGGCCUGGUGAUUAUGACGGAGGUGCCGUAACGAUAGGUGCCGGAGUCCAAGCUCGAGCACUACUGACUAAAGCUCACGCUCAAAAGCCGCCUGUGACGGUCAUAACUGGAGAAUGUCCGACCGUCGGAGUGGCUGGCGGACUUGUUCUAGGUGGCGGCCAUGGACCCCUGACGCCAUUGUACGGACUGGUUGCUGAUAGCGCCCUAUCAUUUGACGUGGUUACCGCAGAUGGUAAAUACAGGACAGCAAAUUCUGAGGAAAAUCCCGACCUAUUCUGGGCGUUGAAGGGAGGAGGACCAUCCUCGUUUGGUGUCGUAAUCUCCGUAACGCUCAAAACGUAUGCAGCGCAAAAAUCGGCCGGAGUCAUUGUCAAUAUCAACUCGACACAUACUAAUGACACCGAAGUCUUCUGGGAUGGCGUCAAGUCGUUCCAUAAAUAUUCGAACGAGUUUGUCGCGGCUGGUAUUUAUGCCUAUUUCGAACUUAUGGCACUACGCCUACAUAUACAGCCUUUCGUAGGUGUCGGGAAGACUUCUGCAGAAAUGGAGGCUAUUCUAAAGCCCAUGUUCGACGAGUUCAAGGCGAAGAAUAUACCGUACGACACAACUAGUAAGGAAUUCGAUUCGUUGUUUGAGCUGUAUAUCGACAUGUUUGAAGACGAAACCGCAGGCACGUCUGCACUCACAGGUGGCUGGCUGUUUACUCAUGAUGAUGUCGAAGAGAAUAACGAUGGGAUAAUCGAUGCCUUUAAGACAGUAGUAUCUCCGCGAGAAGACUUGAAAAAUCAGGGGUUCAUUAUCGGCCAUCUUUGGGAUGCUGGUCUGAAUAUGCCCAUCCCGAAUAGUGCGACUAAUCCCAAGAUGAGAAGGUCUACUGACUUUGCCAUCGUUGCACUCCCGGUCCCCGUAGGCGCAAGUUGGGCUCAGAAGGAGGAUCUUCAAGAUGUUCUUACUAAUAUCCAGGACGGCGCGAUGAAGAAGGCAGGUCCAAAUGGGUGUGCUUAUGUGAGCGAGGGAAACCCGUAUCAACCGAAUUGGCAAGAACAUUUCUGGGGCUCGCAAUAUCCCCAGUUGUUGGAACUCCGUAAGAAGUGGGAUCCUCAUGGAAUUUUCUAUGCUGUCUCGACGCCGGGAACUGAAGAUUGGGAGGUCAUCGAAUAUGGAACAAGGCUAUGUCGAAAAUAUGAAAGUUGAUCCCGACGGGUUGGUGUAGGUGAACGGAAGAGUGGCGGAAGAGUGGCGGAAGUAAUGCAACUGUCCAAUAUCCUACCUGGAAUCAUCGAUCCAUGAUAUUGGCAUGGAUAGAAUUAUGUCAAGAAUAGAUGCACAGAGUAGGUAGAUAGAUGUUCAUGGGAAGUUGAAGUCGUUUGGUAACUUUCCAAGGUUAUUAGUUGAAAUGAAAUGAAAUGGUUCAGC
Messenger RNA from Annulohypoxylon maeteangense, 2645 nucleotides. Its product is annotated as FAD-binding domain-containing protein. Gene Ontology annotation, molecular function: FAD binding; oxidoreductase activity. The record is from RefSeq and is a predicted model, not a curated record. Lineage: Eukaryota; Fungi; Ascomycota; Sordariomycetes; Xylariales; Hypoxylaceae. Bases 627 to 2423 code for a protein of 598 amino acids. The transcript has 5 exons.